This is a messenger RNA of Lolium perenne, 1323 nucleotides long. Its product is annotated as coatomer subunit epsilon-2. The record is from RefSeq and is a predicted model, not a curated record. NCBI's taxonomy places the organism in Eukaryota, Viridiplantae, Streptophyta, Magnoliopsida, Poales, Poaceae. Gene Ontology annotation, molecular function: structural molecule activity; protein binding. Gene Ontology annotation, cellular component: COPI vesicle coat. Gene Ontology annotation, biological process: endoplasmic reticulum to Golgi vesicle-mediated transport; retrograde vesicle-mediated transport, Golgi to endoplasmic reticulum; intra-Golgi vesicle-mediated transport.
GCUUGCAUAAACCGGGACAUCGUAUACGGAGUACGUAUAUGCCCUUUGCGUAGCGGCGCAACCGCGCGUACUGCCUUGACGAGACGAGAUGCAGACCUGUAGCGUGGUCGCCCGUCCCGUCCGCACAAACGCACCGCCACCGCCACCGCCACCGUGGAGCAGAAACGAAAGCAUGACGUCGACGUCGCCGGACCACCUGUUCGGCCUCCGCAACAGCUUCUACGUGGGCGCGUACCAGGCCGCCAUCACCGGCAGCCAGUCCGUCCCCGCGCACGCGCUCUCCCCCGACGAGGUCCUCCACCGCGACGCGAUCCUCUACCGCUCCUACAUCGCCAUCGGCUCCCACCAGCUGGUGAUCGACGAGAUCGGGCCGGCCGCUGCGACGCCGCUCCAGGCCGUCAAGCUGCUCGCGUUGUACCUCUCCGGCGGCGCCGCCGGAAACAAGGAGUCGGCGGUCUCGAGACUCAAGGAGCUCUUGGGUGAUCCCGCGGUGGGGAGCAACCUGAUUCUCCGGCUGGUCGCAGGGACCAUCUUCAUGCACGAACAGGAUUAUGCCGAAGCUCUCAAGCACACGAAUUCUGGUGGCAAUAUGGAGCUGCUUGCGCUGAAUGUCCAGAUAUACCUCCAAAUGCACAGGCCCGACAACGCGGAGAAGCAGCUCAGGGUCAUGCAGAAGCUGGACGAAGACCACACGCUGACACAGCUCGCCAGCGCAUGGCUACACCUUGUCAUGGGUGGCUCCAAGAUACAAGAGGCCUACCUCAUCUUCCAAGACUUCUCGGAGAAGUACACAGCGACCUGCAUGAUUCUAAACGGGAAAGCCCAGUGCUUGAUGCACAUGGGCAAUUUUGAACAAGCAGAAGGCUUGCUGCUGGAAUCACUGAACAAGGACCCCAAGGAUGCACAAACUCUUGCUAACAUCACCGUGUGCAGCCUGAAACUGGGGAAACCUGCAUCGCGCUAUCUCAACCAGCUGAAGCUAGCCCAGCCUGAGCACGUACUGGUGAAGCGGAUGUCCGCUGCUGAAGACACCUUCGACAGAGCGAGCCAGGCGAUGGCAUGAGUUCUCCUGUAAUUUUUUUCAAUUAACCUGUCGCUGGACAGACCAAAGCAAACACUUGUCUCACAGCAGCCAGUUCAAAAGAACAGCCAAUAAUUCUUACGUUCAGUUCCAAUCCUCAAACAGUCAACGAACACGACAAAACUUGUCUCUUGGCCGGUUGAUGGCUUCGUUAAUUCAAAGUCGGACUUCCGAGCCUUAUGUUAAAAAAUAUAUCAUUUCUUAGUGGGUCACGGUAAAUAUAUCCUCGCCAUCAGGCCGGA